Molecule: messenger RNA, 777 nt
Organism: Hibiscus syriacus
Lineage: Eukaryota; Viridiplantae; Streptophyta; Magnoliopsida; Malvales; Malvaceae
Product: probable ribose-5-phosphate isomerase 2
Exons: 1
Coding region: 1-777 (258 amino acids)
Biological process (GO): pentose-phosphate shunt, non-oxidative branch
Molecular function (GO): ribose-5-phosphate isomerase activity
Source: RefSeq, a predicted model, not a curated record
AUGGCGAUUAAAUGGUCCGAAAAAGCUGUCUCAGUGGAGGCUUUAUCAUUCUCUCCUCCCAUUGUCAUCCUAACCCAGGACGAUUUGAAAAAAAUCGCCGCUUACAAAGCCGUCGAGUUCGUCGAGUCGGGUAUGGUUCUGGGUCUGGGCACCGGUUCGACUGCCAAAUACGCCCUGGAUCGAAUCGGCGAGUUGCUCCGUCAAGGCAAGCUCACCAACAUCGUCGGGAUCCCCACGUCGAAGAAAACGCAAGAACAAGCUCUCUCUUUGGGUAUCCCACUCUCGGAUCUCGACAGGCAUCCCACCAUUGAUUUAGCCAUCGACGGCGCCGAUGAAGUCGACCCGCAUCUCAAUCUCGUCAAAGGGAGAGGUGGGUCGCUUUUAAGAGAGAAAAUGGUGGAAGGUGCUUGCAAGAAAUUUGUCUGUAUCGUCGAUGAAUCCAAAUUGGUUAAACAUUUGGGAGGUAACGGUUUAGCUCUGCCCGUUGAAGUCGUCCCCUUCUGCUGGAAAUUCACUGCGAAUAAACUCCAAAACUUAUUCCAACGCUCUGGCUGCGUCGCCAAGCUGAGGAAUGAUUGUGAAGGGAAUCCAUUUGUGACGGAUAAUGGGAAUUACAUCGUCGAUUUGUAUUUAAAGAAAGAGCUGGGGGAUUCGCAGAUUGCCAGCGAUGCUAUAUUGAGGGUUGCUGGUGUUGUUGAACACGGUAUGUUUCUUGAUAUGGCCACCACUGUUAUCGUUGCAGGUGAGCGUGGAAUCACAAUCAAGAAUAAAGGUUAG